GGAAGAGCUCACCCACCAAAGAGAACUCAGGGGCAGUUCUAUUGGAGAGCUGAUGUGAUUCAAAGGAGAAAGGACAGUUUCGAAGCUCAGACGAGUGAAUAGCUGCAGAAAUUCAGUGAGCUCGGACAAAACUCUUUGGUAACCUCAGCAAAGGAAUAAAGCACCGGGGCAGAAGGACCUUCCGUCCCACGAUGACAUCGGUCCAGCGGCUCCUGCUGCUACUCUCCUUGGCUUUUGCCAGCGUCUGUGUCAACGUGGGGCAGCCAUUUCCAGAGGGGGUGGAGAACGAGGGAAAGAGCAAUCUGGAUGGCAUCCUCCAAAGGGCAGAAAACAUCAUCUUGAAGUCCAUUUUGAAGAAGGUGGACGAUGACAAAGAAGAUCCCAACAAAGAGCCAGGAGCUUUUCAGCCAGACUGGAUCUCGAAAAGGCAGCACCCUGGAAAGAGAUCUCUCUACGAUCUAGAAAAGAAGCAGCAUCCCGGGAAAGAGAAUGUGGAUGAGGAAUCUUACGGAGAAACUGUGAAGCGUCAGCACCCUGGGAAAAGAGAGGAAGAGGAUGAAUUUGAUCCCUACUCAGAAGUGCAGAAGAGGCAGCACCCAGGCAGGAGGUACCUGCGAGAACAAUACCUUGACCUCCCUAGCAGCAGCCAGCUAGCUUAUCUGGAUGAAUUCUCCAAAAGGCAACAUCCAGGCAGGAGGUACCUGACUUACAGCAAACGACAGCACCCUGGCAAGAGGAGCUGGGAGGAGGAGAUGGAUGAGGGCGAGCAGAACUUGGAGAAACGACAGCAUCCGGGCAAGAGGUACCUGGUGGAUGCAGAGAACCCAGACUACACUACUGUCCCCUGCGAGCCCCAGGAUUCCUUUGAAUGUAGCAAAGGCAGCUUGCUGCUAGAGUUGCUCGAUAACGUAAGCAAGGGCCGUGUCGACGAGAAGCGGCAACAUCCCGGAAGAAGGUCUUCGUGGGAUGGUGCGUUGGAGGAAGAGGAAUGAGACGUGGCCAGGGGGUGUGCUUUCUCGUUGUUUUCAUUCCUCCGAAUGAUUUCUCCCAGCCAUUCAAUGUUCCACCCAUAACCCUUUUUCUUCUUCCUUCCUUUCUGCUUGCUGAAACCUACUUCGCAGGUGAUUCUUUAUAGUGUGCUCCUUCCUGGUGGGCUAUGGUCCAGAUUUAGCAAUGCAUGGACACACGGAUUUCAUUUUAAGCAUGGCACUUUGUGCCCCCACCCCUUGAGAGGCAUGUGGCCAGGCGCACCCCCACAUGCUUAAAAUGGAACGUGUUAGUAAAGGAUGAUUCCAAUGUUUCAUUUCUUGUGUGGGCCAUAAGUUAAUACGGGACGAAACCCAUCCAAACGCAAGGGUAGUCAGAUGUCAGAUGUCAGUCUUCUUGAUGCUUGCAACUGGCAUUCCAGCUCCAAGAGAGUUUGCAAAUAGCACACUUCAUACUCAUCCCUAAGUAUGUUGUUUGCUGUUUUUGUAUAGCAUUUCCUUCGAUGGGGCUUCAGUCAGAGAAACACAGUGCCAGAAUCAGCUGCAGGUCCCUUUUAAUCCUGAAAAUUGGGAAGUGCUUCCAUCAAACGUAUGCCCAGUGGGUGUGCCCAUGUGGAAGAAACGAGAAAACCUGUGGAUAAAGGAGGGAGGGCUUAGGGCAGGACUCUGGCCACAUGGACAGCUUAGCCUGUGCAAGCCUGCAGUAGACAGAGUGGUUUGCCUUUUCUUUUAAAAGGGAAACCAUUUUAUGCACUGACGAGAUGACUCGUCAUGCAGGCAGCAAGGACCACGACGGUCCAAACACUAUUGCAAUGAAGAAAAAAAAUCCACAAAGAGCCUGAUCCACAAAUAUAAGUAACACCAGUGUGUGUGUGUGUAGAUUUCUGACUGGGGUCAGUAUUCCCCAACCUUUAUAAGUGAAUUCCAUCCAUAUCCACACAGGUUCCAUGAAGCUACUUUUCCUGUUCUGGAACUUUUUAUGCAGGGCCUCUAGCUAUUCUCCAUGUGGCAAUGCUGCUUUCAAGUGGUCUUGAUGAUAGGGAAUUGUGAACAGCCACUGCCUUCUCUAUUCUGCCAAAGGUGGAUUGGACUGAUAUCUUGCUAAUGAACAGGAUUAAUGUGCAUAGAGAAAUGGCAUGCCUGUUUAGCAAAUCUGACAUUUGCUAUUAUCCUUUGCCCUAAAAGUGACUCAUAGUAGUGCACGGUUUUGUUUGGAAAACCCACAGCUGAGAAUCCUCACAGGGCCUGGGUUCCAGUAUGCCGUCUUUGAAUCAAUGUCUCACUUUGUUUCCAAAUAAGGAUUAAUUACAAUAAAUAUUUUAAAUUGCAGCAAGCAGGCGUCUUUGUCUCAUUAUGUGGAUUUUCAUUUGUAAAAUAUGGAAAAGUUUGCUGUUGUCCCAAAAAGGAAUGUUUUCAAUUUCUGUAGACAAAUGGAGUUUAUUUACCAUAAACAAAUCAAUAAAUAUCCAUAAUUAACAGUGCUCCCUUGUUCAGUUAUCCUUUUCGGUCAUACGAAAGCAAAUAAACAAUGUGCCAAAUGAUCAAUGCCCUCCUAAAUUUAAAAAAGGGAAAAAAAUUCAACCCAAACUGUGAUGGAGGAAAACAGAAUUUUUUAAAGUCAAAACUUGUGUAUGGUGAUGAUGACAUGUUUGUAUAUAGCAGUGGUUUAUUACUGAUG
Molecule: messenger RNA, 2664 nt
Organism: Podarcis muralis (Common wall lizard)
Lineage: Eukaryota; Metazoa; Chordata; Lepidosauria; Squamata; Lacertidae
Gene: TRH
Product: thyrotropin releasing hormone
Biological process (GO): negative regulation of glutamate secretion; positive regulation of gamma-aminobutyric acid secretion; positive regulation of insulin secretion
Cellular component (GO): extracellular region; secretory granule
Molecular function (GO): thyrotropin-releasing hormone activity
Source: RefSeq, a predicted model, not a curated record